Molecule: messenger RNA, 8460 nt
Organism: Anastrepha obliqua
Lineage: Eukaryota; Metazoa; Arthropoda; Insecta; Diptera; Tephritidae
Gene: ed
Product: cell adhesion molecule Dscam2
Exons: 8
Coding region: 40-3912 (1290 amino acids)
Biological process (GO): cell-cell adhesion
Cellular component (GO): cell-cell junction
Molecular function (GO): cell adhesion molecule binding
Source: RefSeq, a predicted model, not a curated record
GGGACCACAAACCAGUUAACAUAACUUCAAGGCUAAGAAAUGUCAGCGUGCGAGGGUUAUUGUGGACUCACAUUAUCCACAUUAACUUCCUCACAGGCAGAUGAAUCGCUCGAUACGCGAGAAAAUGCCGAUCUGACAUUGAAAUGUCGCUUCACCGAUCAUUACGAUGCGAACGAUUUCACAUUUUAUUGGGCGCGUUGGACAGCCAAUCCGGCGCAGUUCGAAAAUGUAGCCAUACAUGAUGUGCCACUGAAUUCGGGUUAUAAACCCGAUUACCGUCCGGAGCGUGGCAUUUACGAUUUGCAAAUUAAAAACGCCUCAUACAAUCGCGACAAUGGUCGCUUCGAAUGUCGCAUCAAGGCGAAAGGUACGGGCGCCGAUGUCCAUCAGGAGUUUUACAACUUAACCGUCCUCACACCACCGCAUCCGCCCGUUAUUUCACCCGGCAAUGUGGCCAUCGCUACCGAGGAUGUGAAAAUGGAGCUGACGUGCAGCAGCAUUGGCGGUUCGCCUGAUCCAACGAUAACUUGGUAUCGCGAGGGUACCAAUACCCCUCUACAUGCCAACGUUCGUACGGGCGGCUCAAAGGACCAACCCACAAAUGCAACAUUAGCACUGCAACCGCGACGCGAAGACGAUGGCGCCAAAUAUAAGUGUGUCGUGCGAAAUCGUGCCAUGAACGAUGGUCAACGGCUGGAGGCGACUGCUACUUUGAAUGUGAACUAUUUUCCCCGCGUUGAUGUUGGUCCGGAAAAUCCGCUUCGUGUGGAACGUGAUCGUACUGCGAAAUUGGAGUGUAAUGUCGAUGCGAAACCGAAAGUGCCUAAUGUACGUUGGACACGCGAUGGUCGCUUCAUUAGUUCCUCCCUCGUGCAUACCAUACACCGCGUAAGCACGCAGGAUGCUGGCAAAUAUACUUGCUCAGCAGAUAAUGGACUCGGCAAAUCAGGCGAAAGUGUACUCAUACUGGACAUCUUAUAUCCGCCGACGGUUGUUAUUGAGUCGAAGACGCGUGAGGCAGAGGAAGGCGAGACGGUUAAUAUCCGUUGCAAUGUGACCGCAAAUCCGGCGCCAAUUACCAUCGAAUGGCUGAAGGAAGGCUCACCCGAAUUCCGCUACUCCGGCGAAGUGCUUACGCUGUCGUCCGUGCGUGCCGAGCAUGCAGGCAAUUAUAUAUGUCGUGCUGUGAAUAUAAUGGAAUCAUAUGGACAAGAACGUAGCGAACGUGUUGGUAAUUCGACGGUGGCUUUGUUGGUGCGUCAUCGUCCCGGCCAGGCAUUCAUAACGCCGAACAAACCGAUUGUGCAUGUUGGUAAUGGUGUAACACUUACUUGCUCGGCUAAUCCGCCCGGUUGGCCCGUACCUCAGUAUCGUUGGUUCCGUGACAUGGAUGGUGAGUUUUCCGGCACACAGAAGAUUCUAGCGCAGGGACCACAGUAUUCAAUACCGAAGGCGCAUCUCGGCAAUGAGGGCAAAUACCAUUGUCAUGCCGCUAAUGAAUUGGGCAUUGGCAAGUCGGCCACCAUUGUGCUUGAAAUCCAUCAGCCACCUCAAUUCCUCGCCAAACUACAGCAGCACAUGACGAGACGUGUUGCCGACACAGAUUAUGCGGUCACUUGCAGCGCCAAAGGCAAACCAGCGCCCAGCAUACGUUGGCUCAAGGACGGCGCUGAAAUCUUGCCUGAACUCAAUUUGUACGAGGUGAAAACGAAUCCAGAUCAGGGCCCUAAUGGCAUGGUGACCGUGCAAAGCAUGCUGAAGUUCCGCGGCAAAGCGCGCCCGAAUGGCAAUCAGCUAGUGCCGGGUGAUCGCGGCUUGUACACGUGCCUUUACGAGAACGAAGUGAACUCGGCCAACUCGAGCAUGCAGUUGCGCAUCGAACACGAGCCCAUCGUGUUGCAUCAAUACAACAAGGUGGCCUUCGAUAUACGCGAGACUGCUGAGGUAGUGUGCAAAGUGCAGGCCUACCCCAAGCCCGAAUUCCAAUGGCAAUUUGGCAAUAAUCCCUCACCGCUCACUAUGUCCUCUGAUGGGCACUAUGAAAUCAGCACCACCACGGACAACAAUGACAUCUACACGUCGGUGCUGCGCAUCAACUCGCUUACACACGCCGACUAUGGCGAGUACACUUGCCGUGUGGUAAACUCAUUGGACACAAUACGUGCGCCAAUACGUCUGCAACAGAAAGGACCGCCUGAGAAACCGACAAAUACACGCGCCGUAGAUGUAGGCUCCAAUUACGUAACGCUCAGCUGGGAUCCCGGCUUUGAUGGUGGUCUGAGCAAUACGAAAUUUUUCGUCAGCUAUCGACGUGUGCCCAUGCCUCGCGAAGAGCAACUCAUACCCGAUUGUGCCACCAUUGCCACAAGCAACACCGAAUGGUUGGAAUUCGAUUGCCAACGCGAUAAUCCAUGCAGGGUUACUUCGCUCGACCAGCAUCAGAGCUAUGCUUUCAAGGUGAAUGCACUCAACACGAAAGCCAGUUCGCCUUACUCCAACGAGAUAAUGACCACAACAAAAGUGAGUAAAAUCCCACCGCCACUACAUGUCACCUACGAUCCGAAUACGCACACUUUGGGCAUUAAUGUAGGCGCCACCUGUCUAUCGUUAGUCGCCAUAGUCGAAUCAAUGGUCAACAUGGACACACCGAUGGCGCAAUGGGAAGUUGUCGACACUGUGAAUUUGCAGCUCUCCGGCAAUGGGCCGACAUUUAAGGAGACUGUGAUUGAUCGCCACAUACCGGCAUAUCGUAGCGGCGGUGGACGUUCGCUGGGCCACAAUCACAUUAGCGGUCAUGGCGAUGGUGAUGGCGAUGAUGAUGAUGAUGUCGACAUGAAUACGCUGGCCUUGGAGGACGAUAAUAGGCCGACAGUGCGUGUGAAACUAUGCCUACGGUCGAAUCAGGAACAUUGCGGCAAGCAUACAAAUGCGGAGAUUGGCCGCACCUACAUUGCUGAGGCAUCCGCCUUGGCUACACCCACCCUGAUCGCCAUAAUCGUCUCGUGUAUUGUAUUCGCAUUAUUUGUCGGUUUAUUGUUGAUGUUCUGUCGUUGCAAACGCAAUCAAUCGAAAAAGAGUGCUGCUGCCAAGGAUUACGAAAUGGACUCGGUGCGACCGUCGAUUGUUGCCGCCCAACAGAGUCAACCGCCACCGCCGUACUAUCCGGCAAGUGGACUCGAUAACAAAGCACUUGAACAUUCGAUGGAUCUCGCCUUGGGCAUGGAGGACCAGAAGAGUGCACUUUACGCAACACAAAAUGGCUAUAGCUAUCAUCCGGGUAGUGGUGUGGGUGUUGGCGUUGGUGGCGGUGGAGGUGUUGGCAUGCAAGGCCUAACAGGACACACGAUGCCGGGAAAUGAAUGGGUCAAUAUGGGCUACAUCGAAAACAAUUACUCGAAUUCGAACAAUGGCGGCAGUGUCAAUUCACAAGACUCACUAUGGCAAGUGAAAAUGCCCGCCGCCACAGGCGCACCACAAAGUAUGGUCGUGCCUGCCACACACAACAACUAUGUCGAACAUCAACCCACCUACGGCUAUGACCCACUGACGCAUGGCGGCUAUGGCGCUGUCGACGAUUACGCUCCCUAUCCACACUUGACAGCGACGCCCAGUCAACAUGGCGAUGAAUAUCAUAAUUUACGCAAUAGCCAAAAUCCAUCCAGACAGGAUUACUGCAGUGAUCCAUAUGCCUCGGUGCAAAAGCCCAAGAAACGUGUUGAUCAACAUUUAGAUUCACCAUAUCACGACGUAAGCGGCCUACCCAACCCCUAUAAUAUGGAGCAUAUGGAACAAGAUGAAGUGAUACCGCCACAGCAGCACAUGUCUCUCAGCUAUGAUGAUAGUUUCGAGGGUGAAUACUCGUCAACGCCAAAUUCACGGAAUCGACGGGUCAUACGCGAAAUUAUCGUCUAAUAAUUAACAGAAUAGCGAGUGGGAAAAGUGAACAAUACGGGAAGGAGCAGAUAGAGAGAGAGGGAGUGAGAAAGAGAGAGUAUUGUGAAAAUACUAUAUACUUACUAUAUAUACAUCCAUACAUGCAUAUGGUAUAUAUGCAUGUGGUAAAAGUGCAGCCCAACUAAAACGAAAAGAACAAAUGCAAACACUUUUCACGCAUAAAAGUAUAUAGAACGAAACACACAACCACACACUAAAGCCAGAAAUGUUAAGAGAGGAACAUUUGAAUGUUUUACAAAACACUUUUUAUUUUUAUUUUUAAGCAGCUAAGUAUAAUCUAUAAGUAAAAAGAAAAUGAAGAAGAAGAAAAAAAUAGAAGGAACCCAGAAGAAUAAUCAAAAUGAGCGCCGUAACUUAACCAUACGAGCACACAAGCACACAAGCAUCAUCAGCAACUGCACCACACACACACAUAUAUCCAUAGAAACGCACACAUACACACCCAUGCACGCAUUCGAACACAGAUUUUUAUUAUGCUUUUUAGCAACAAUUUUUAGAAAAAUGUCGUCACGCGAUUUUUCACCUACACUAAUGUUGCAUGCAAUCUACAUAUAAUCCUUAUAGCAGUGAAUUUGUAUAUUAUAAUGGAUCGAUUUUUUUUCUAAAUCUCUUUUGACUAAAAUGCAGAAAUUUGCCAAUCUAUCCGAGUACUGCAAAAUAUUAUUUGCCUCAUCGCGUUGAGAGGUGCCCUCGACAGGAAUAAUUUUUCGAAACAUUUUUUUUUUAAAUAAAUACACACUUUUUAUUUUAAGUUCGCAAAAUUAUGUACCUACAUUUAUCUACAAACGUGCAUUGGUAACUUUGCCACGAUAUUCUCUUGAUUGUUGUUAGUGUGCGCAUUGAUUUCAAAGUCAGAAUGAUAGUUUUACCAGGUUUGCUCUUUAACUAUGGUGAAAAAGUAAAUUGUGAGGGGAACUUUGGCUGCCAAGUCACUUAGAGAGCCGGCAGCCGAAUUCCUGUACGAUCGUCUCACGCGUAUUCUCACACUCGUCCAAUCAGUCGUUGUUCAGACGGCAACGAAGUGACAAUGUGUUAAUUUUUUCUCACUGUUAUCACUAACACAUUUUUAGUGUUUUCAUAAACAACCCGAUUCACAACCCCUGCUAUGUCAGACCAUCAACUGAUUUUUUUAAAUUCUCGGAGAGCCAAGUAACGGUAUGUUGUUGGCCCCACCUUCUCAAUUCUUUUGACUAUAACUUCACAGGGCCCUCUGCAGCCGAAUUCUGCACGAUCAUUUCGCAUAUAUUCACACACUCAUCCAAUCAGUCGUUGUUUAGAUGGCAACGAAGUAGAUGAGUGGAGACUGUGUUGUUUUUUUUGUAUAUCACUAACACAAUCUUAGUUUUUCGUAAGCUCACCGCUUCGUGACCCUAGUUACGUCAGCCUAUCAGCUGUUUUUGUGAAAUACGCUGAGAUCCAGUUAACGGUCUGAUAUUUAUCACACCUGUAAAAAUAUUUACACCAUGAUUUGAAAGCAUUUUCACGACGUUCUAACGUCUAACGCUAUUAAGUCUUUUGGGCACAUUUAAUGACAUCAAAUGACUUGCAGUGAAAAGCUGGGAGAAUCAGUUGUGGUGCUUUUUUUAUUUCUUUUUAUUUAAUAUUUUUUUCUACUUUUUUAAGUCUGCCAUUUAAAACAAAGUUGCGGUCCGGAAAGCUACAAUUUUUGGUACAUGAAAUAGAUUAGGUAUCUGUGCAAAAUUUCAUUUAUUUUUUUGAAUUUGAUUUCGCAAGGGGCACCUCAAAACGACCGAUCUAAGAAAGUAAUAUUUUGUGGUUUUUAUUAGCCCUCAUAAAUGCAAGUUUUCAGUGCUAUGCCAAUGGAAAAUUAAAUUUCCACACACUCGCUCCACUCUACUUUUUUUACAUAUACACACUUAUGUAUGUAUUUAUACAAUUGACAUUGCACUGCUGUUACACUGUUGUGUAUUUAUCUGCAAACAAAUAUUGCAUGCAACAUUCUGUAUUUGCCGCUUAGUCCCGAUUUACAUAAGGAAGCAUUUGGAAGAGAAAUAUUUUGUUCAUUGGACAAGGACGAACGGGGAAGAGAGAAGAGUUUCUGUUUCACUUACUAGCGAUAUGCUUUGUGCUUCUUAUCCGAAUUGUCAGACUUAAAGAAGUAAACGUCAAAGGCAACAAAUGUUGCCUAAAAUAAUUUUUCUCGUUUGGCCGCGAAUGAAAUGUCAAAAGAGAAUUUUUAGUGUCUCCCUUUCAUAUGUCUCUUUGUGUAAAUCGGGACUUACACUCGCUCACAUUCAUUUUACACGCAUUUGCAUUAUGCAGCAAAUCACGCACUCAUGCAUUCAUUCAAGCAUUCCUGCUGCACUCUCAUUAUUAUUGCGCUCAUACCUACGUACAUAUGUAUUUAGUUACUUAGACUGCUACACCCAACGAAAAAUCAACGAAAAGCAAAAACAACAACAAGAAACAUAUUCAACGUAUUUGAAAGUUGCCAUUUUUAUGACUCUUAGUUUGUAAAACAUAAAUAAGUAUAGUUUUUUUUUUUUUUAUUGGACGAAAAAAGUACUAAAAUCCACUACUAACAAAAAGUGUAUGAAAAGAAAAUAGUAGUAGCAAGCAAUUGUGCUCGCACAUUCGUGAUGAAUCGAUUGGCUUUGUUGUGGGCGGUUUUGGGGGGACGUCGCGGUGUUGUGGCGCGACAUGCUGACACAGUGGCAUCACCAACAUCCAUAUAUUCGACUGUAAACACAAGCAAAAAAUAUGAAAAAUAAAGAAAAAAAUGAAAGAAAAUUUAAGAAAAUAAUAAGUACUGAAGAAUGUAUUUAAGUGCAUGUGUACUUAAGCGUAAGGGCAGCAGCGGCGGCAACCCAGUUUGCUAGAUUUUUUAAGUAGCGAUAAUAAAAAAAACAAAAAACAAAACAAAUAACAAAUAAUAAAAAGUGUAGCGAAAAACAAAAGGAUUUACUUACCGAAAAUACACAGUUAAAUUUCCUAAUGGCACAUACACAUGUAUGUAUGUAAAUCUAUAAGUGGUAAGCAGAACAAAAACAAAAAAACAAAAAUAAAUAAAAAUUAGAAACAAAGUGAUUUGCCUACCUUCCACCUUUGGGAUGUCGUCAAAAAAGAAAUGCAACGCCACUUAAUUUAACAGCAGCGGCUUUGAAUGGAAAAUGGAAAAAGUGUUGAAAAAUAGUUGCACAAUUGGCAAAAAAUUGUAAGAGGUUUAAGAAGAGAAAAUUUUCCAAAAUUCCUAAAUUUUGCAUGCAAAAGCGCUAAACUUUGCUGUUGUAGAGUUUGUUGGCAUUAAUUGUUUCCUUUUAUUUUUUUUAUUUUUGCAUAAAUAAAUUUAUUCACGUAUUUUGUUUUGAAAAAGUGUUGGAAUGAGCUGCAGAAUGUUAGUAAUUUAUUUCUUAGUACCUUUUUUGUCAAGUUGAAAAAAAAAAUUGCUUAACUGAAUUAGUCGCAUACAUUUUGCCAUUACAAAUUUUUAGAGCAUUUGCUUUAGAAAAUAUAAUUUUUCAACGAUACAAAUUUUUUCGAAAUUCUCUUGAAAAUUUAUUUAAACAUGCGGCCAUAAAUUAAAAAUAUAACGGUUUUCAUGCACUUCGACCAAAUUCAGCAACAGUUAAUAUGUAGCGCAACAUGUGUCUGGCAACAUGUUUAUGGCGUAAAAUUAAGUGCAGCCCGCAAUAAAAUAUAGAAGCUCAACGCUUUGAACAGGUUUGACUAUUUUUUUUUGUGUUCAUUAUUGUUGAUUUCAUUAUUUAUAGCUCAAUUUUCAUUUUCAAAGCAAUUUUCUUUUUUUGGUAGCGAAACGUCUUCGCAAAGAGUGUAAUUAAAUCUUCUUCAUAGUUUUUUACGUCAUUAUAAAAAAAAUUGCCAAUUGGUUCAGGAGCGAUGCUAAAAAAAUUCGGCGUUUCUUCCCAUUUCACAAUCAAUGUUGUUAGCAACAUUUCACAGCAUGCCAAAUGCAUGCUGCUAGCAACAUUUUACGGCAAGCAGAAAGCAUGUUGCUAGCAACAUUUUACGUUUAGCUAAAUGCAUGUUGCUAACAACAUUUUAUAUUAAGCGAAAUGUAUGUUACUAGCAGCACUUCACCGCUGUUAAGUUCAUACUCCUCUUAACACAUUCUACAGAUAUAAUUCGGCAAGACUCAUCUUUCUGAUGCAUGUCGCACAACAAUUGCUUCAAGCUCGAAAAAAAUUCGAUAUUUGCUAAGUAAAAAUAACUUGAAACAUAUAUUCCGUGAAUAGUGCUUGCAUAAAUGAUGCGUAACAUCUGAGCAACAUCCAUACCGAACAGCGCUGUAAUUAACAGAAGUGGAGUUAAAUGCCCAUGUAGAGGAAACUAUUGAACUUUCUGCAGUUCAUGAAAUUGAGUUUAUUGCACAAGCAAGUUUUUAUUUAAAAUUUUUUAUACUACCCCUACAUUUUCCAACAACAAAUACGUGAAUAAAUUUUAUAUGCAAAAUUCAAAGAAAGGAAAUAAUAAAUAUUUAACUCAACGUUCACUUAUAAGCAAGAAAAAUUAAUGAAAGAAAAAUGA